AGUAACGCAUUUGCAAUAGAAACAAACGUGUUUACGCAAACGCGCUAUAACUUUCAAUGUGUUUUUGCAAAUUUUAAAGUCAAUAAAGUAGAUGCAAUGAAUUUUUAGCAAGAUAUGAAGGAUCAUAUGAACAACUUCUCAAGCGCCAACUUGAAAAAAACAUCAAGUGGAUGGGACAGCUGAAUAUAUAUGUGGGUAAAUAUUUGUUCUCAGCUCAAUACAUUUUGAACUGAAAGCUUAAAAAUGAGGAUUAGGAAAGACGGGAAUGUGACUGUGUUCAUAUAGUGAUUAAGUUUUUUUCGUUAAUAUGUCAAACGUUGCAACGUCAGCUAAAAUGGUUUCCAGUCCCCAAAAUAUCACAAAACACGAUGUAGAGUCAUUUCUGCAAGCAAAUGAAAUAUUUACAAGGGAUUUUGUCACGAAGUAUUUGAAAAGCAAUCCAAAAUUUGUCGAUGAGUACUUUCUUAGCUAUGCAUCAAUGGAACUCUUUGAAGAAUGGUAUGAUAAACAGGUUAAUUUGAAGCUCAAUAGAUCGCGAAAUAAAAUAUCUAAAACUCCUUUCAACACGAGUAUCAACGAAGAUGGUGUUUAUAAGAUUGAUACUCCUGCGGAAGCAGGUACAACGGAACGAUUUUUACCAUAUAAGGACAGUAGUUUCCACAGCAGGCGCAAAUCUGAGCCAAUUAAAAAAGACGGCAAAAAAAGAAAUGGUGGAGAAAGCUCUGACAAAAUAACCGAAUUAAACUCAAUCCGUAGCUUGCGCAAGAGUCAUACAUUGCCGAAAACGAAAUAUCGAACAAUAUCGAUUGAUGAUAAUAACAAUUCGAAUGAAUACGACAAAGAUCCGACAACGAUGAGUAUGAAAUUUAACCUUGACAUUAAUUCGAAGCCAUUUUUAAGGAAGGCGCAAUCUGCUCCGACGUAUAAAGCUGAUUUGUCUCAACUGAUUCGCUCUUCAGUUUAUUCCGGUUCACCCACCAAUAAGCAUAUCAAUGUGGAAAAUAGAAUGAUACUAAAAGAAUCUGACGAACAGAACUUUUUAGUUGAAAUCAUUAAAGAUGUAUCAAAAGACCUUAGCUUACAUAGGACAUGUUUUCGAAUUGUAGUCAAUUUUGGGUUCAUGCUAAACAUAGAAAAAGCUUCCAUCUAUAUUAUGUAUAAAGACAAUGACAGCUCUGUUUUAAGAUUGGAACUACAACAUGUGACAAUUGAAGAUGGAGUUCGUAGAGGGAGUCUUUCCAGAAAAUUUGAAAGUUCAACAGAUGUACCCUUUGGUAAAGGCAUUAUUGGAUAUGUUGCAAGUACUGGCGAAAGUCUUUUUUGCAACGACGUAAAAAAGAAUAAAUUGUUUGAUGCGGUGCAUGACAAUUGGUAUGACAACAGUGUACGGAAUGCCCUGGUGCACUCCGUCUCAGGUGAUAAUGGAGAGACAAUUGCAGUGAUUGUUGCUAUAAACAGCAAAGGAGGAGAUUUUUCUGAAGAAGACAAACAGGUUGGCGGGACGUUUUUGUCUUUUUGUGGAUCAAGUAUCACAAAUGCAAAAAUAUUUGAAUUAACAAAAGAAGAAUUUGAUCGAAACAGAGCUUUGUUAGAAUUAUCACAUGAGGUAUUUGAAGAGCAGUCAUCUUUAAAUAAAGUCAUACAGAAAGUAUUGAAUAAAGCUAUUGAAAUGUUCGAAUGUCGAAAAUGUUCUUUAAUGCUGAUUGACGAUCCCAAAGAAAGCGACGAUCGUCGAAUAUUCUCAAAAUUAUUCCAAAUGACGUCAUCGGAAUCUAAAGCAGAGCAUAGAUUCUCAAAGUUUCAGCGCGAUAGUAUGGUUUUCUCAUCAAAUUUCGAUCCAUUUAUUGAUGGAGUAUCAGAUCCUAAUGUUUUAAAUUCAAGAAAGGAUAAAAAGUUGAUUUUACAUUCAACACCAAUCAGUUCUGUGCAAAGUGGAAUUACUCAAGAUAAAGGCAACAUAUGUAUACCGAUCAGAAAUAACGUCACACAAAUAAUAGGUGUUCUGAAAUUAAGUGAACGAGUAAACGGACUACCUUUAACUAGCAACGAAGAAAAACUGUUGGAGGCAUUUGCAAUAUUUGCUGGUCUUGGCAUCAACAACUGCAUCAUGUAUGAUAAUAUCUUAAAGGGACAAGCACGUCAGAAAGUUGCUUUGGAGGCACUCUCGUAUCAUACAGCGGCUCGACAAUCAGAUGUGGACAGACUAAAGUUCUCUGUAAUACCAUCAUGCAGUGCGUUUCACCUGACAAGUUUGACGUUCGACGAUUUUUCUUUACUUGAUCAUGAAAUGUUGACAGCCUCAAUACGAAUGUUUAUGGAGUUUGGUUUUUUGAAGAAAUACCAGAUCGAAUAUGAAGUGUUAUGCAGAUUUUUAAUUACGGUGAAAAACAAUUACAGACGAGUCAUCUAUCAUAACUGGAGACAUGCUUUCAAUGUAACACAGUCCAUGUUUGCUGUUCUAACGACUGGACAGGUCAGUGAGCAAUUAAGCUCAAGUGAAUGCUUAGCUUUGCUGGUCGGAUGUUUAUGCCAUGAUUUGGAUCAUCGAGGUACUAACAAUGAAUUUCAAAUGAAGACCGACUCACCAUUGGCCAAAUUGUAUGGUACAUCUACGAUGGAACAUCAUCACUUUAACAGAGCAAUCAUGAUAUUAAAUAGUGAAGGAAACAAUGUUUUUGGACAUUUGCAAUCUGAGGAAUACCGGAAGAUUAUGAAACUCAUUAAGCAUGCAAUAUUAGCAACAGAUUUGUCCAACUACAUCAGACAACGUCAAACAUUCUCCACUGCUAUAAAAACCCAUUCAUUUGAUACAAGUAAACCUGAAAACAGAGCGAUGUUACGUAGCAUGCUGAUGACUGCUUGUGAUUUAAGUGGAAUUACAAAACCAUGGGAUAUACAAAAACGGGUGGUACACCUAGUAACAAGUGAGUUCUUUCAUCAAGGGGAUAUCGAAAGAGACAAACUGAAUGUUGAACCGAAACAAAUGAUGGAUCGGAAGUACAUUCUGCAGUUACCAAAAUUACAAGUACAAUUUUUUCAGAUGAUGGGAGUACCAGUGUAUCAGAUUUUGUCAGAAUUUAAUAAAAAUUUGGCAGUUUUGGCGGAAGGUGCAAAGAAAAACAAAGACAAAUGGCAAGAACUUAGUGCUCAAAUCGAGCAAGGUCACGUGGACCCUGAUAUUGAACCUGUUUUGCAUCCUGUGAAAAAUGAAGAUGAGAUAUUCUACGCAUGACGUUUAUAAUGGUAGCUUUGAAACAGAGUGUAGUUAUGUUGAUGCGUGCAAAACAUUUGUGUUUAGGUGUUCAUCUCAGCGAUUCAUAAUUAGCCUACAGUUGUAACGUAUAUGUUUUUAAAGUGCUAUAGACAGGCGUUUAUUUCAAAUCCCUCUUUACUGAUUUGUAAUAAAAUUUCUAAAAAAAAAAUAUUAAAAAACACAUUUAAAUGUUUCCAAGCGAUUCUUCUCAUUUAUCUAUACCCGUAUUCUAUCUGUAUGUGCGCAAAAAAUAAUUUGUUCUAUAAACACUAAAUUGCAAAUGCGAUAUAUUUUUAGCGACUUUGUUGCGACGGACAAAAUCCCAUGGAUUUUCUAUGGGCUUACGACAAAUCUUAUUUAUUUUUGAUAUUUUUCUGUCUUUAAGUUCUCAUGUAAUUAACGACUAAGUAUUUAUUAUGAAACAAAUAGUAUUCUAUAUAUGUAUGUAUCAUCUGAUUAGUUAACAGAAAUUGCGGUUAAUUAUA
This is a messenger RNA of Hydractinia symbiolongicarpus, 3738 nucleotides long. RefSeq names its product dual 3',5'-cyclic-AMP and -GMP phosphodiesterase 11A-like. Gene Ontology annotation, molecular function: protein binding; 3',5'-cyclic-nucleotide phosphodiesterase activity. Bases 308 to 3232 code for a protein of 974 amino acids. The transcript is spliced from 22 exons. The record is from RefSeq and is a predicted model, not a curated record. Gene Ontology annotation, biological process: signal transduction. NCBI's taxonomy places the organism in Eukaryota, Metazoa, Cnidaria, Hydrozoa, Anthoathecata, Hydractiniidae.